AUGAACACUGUUGGUCAGCUUGAAGAGGAGUACGCUCAACUGAUUGAACAAGGCGAAGACGCGAAAAGAAAUGUUCAUAGAUUUGUCGACGACGUGAUCGCGGUCAUUCAAGCCAAGAGGGAAAAUAUUAUUGCAAAGGUUGAAAGCCAAACAAAAACAUCCCUUCAAGCUCUAACAGCUGAGAAAACGGAGACUGAGAGUCAAAUAAAGAGCAUUGAAUCAACGCUGGAAAAAACCAACGAGCUUUUGACGCGACGUACAGACGCUGAAAUCGUUCAACUAAAGAAAUCAUUGUGCGCAAUCAUUGCGACUCAAAAUGAAAGCCAACCGAUUAAGCGUGACCCGAAUAACUUUCCUGCUCCGGUUUUCAUGGAAAAUCAAAAGAUGCUAGAUACAGUCAACUCCGAAGAAAUUGGAAGUGUACUACAUGCAUGCAACAAAACGGAAGCAGGAAUGUCUGUUACGGAGGGCAAAGAACUGAGCGAAGCUUUUGUAGGACGCGAGGUGCAGUUUGUUUUGGUCACGAAAAACGCUCAAGGAGAGCGAUGUUAUUUUAAACAUGACAAUGUAACAGUAGAGAUCACUGACGAAAAACAUCGAAAAUGUGACACAGAGGUGCGAAUAAACAACAAUGGAGACGGAAAUUAUCGCAUCAGCUACUUUCCAAGAGAUUUAGGCAGAUUCAUAGUGAGAGUCAAGGUAAAUGGAGAACAAACUCUAGGAAAUCCUCUGAUUGUGCAGGUAAAACAGUUUAAGUCUGUUAUCGUUUCAACUUUUGGAACUUUCGGCUCGUGCGUUGGGAAGUUUAAUAAGCCUUGUGGUUUGGCAGUAAAUGCCAGUGAUGAGAUAGCUGUAACCGAAUCUUAUAACCAUCGAGUUCAAAUCUUUAACACUGAUGGACAUAAUUUAAGAUCCUUCGGUCGAAAAGGUCACGGGAUGGGAGAAUUUAGUAAGCCGAAGGGAAUUGUAUUUCACCAAAAUGGGAAUAUUUUUGUGGCAGACCAAGAUAACCAUAGAGUCCAGGUUUUCAGUGGGGAGGGUGUUUUCCUAAGAAAAUUUGGAGGAAAAGGAAGCCAUAAUACUCAGCUCAGUUUUCUUCGCGGUUUAUCUGUGGAUAGUGAUGGAAAUAUUCUUGUUGUUGAUAAAGGUAACAAGGAAAUCAAAAUAUUUUCCCCUGACGGAAAGUUUUUAAGAAAGUUUGGUGGGCACGGCUCUUUAAAUUUUCCUGUCCACUGCGUUCAAUGUGAUAGAUAUCUCAUAGUGUCAGACAGGGGUGACCAAUGUAUUAAAGUGUUUGACAGGAAUGGAACCUUUCAGUACAAGUUUGGAAAGCAAGGUAGAGGGGACGGAGAAUUUGAAAAUCCCAACGGUUUGUCAGUAAACAAGUCAGGACACUUGAUGGUCUGCGAUACAAGUAAUCACAGAGUACAGAUAUUUGAGCUGAGUGGAAAGUUUGUUGCUAAGUUUGGAACAAAAGGUAGAGAUCCUGGCGAAUUUGAUUUCCCUCGAUCGAUUUCAGUGCUAAGUGAUGGCCGCAUUAUUGUGUGUGAGUUGGGAAACCAUCGCAUUCAGUUGCUCACGUUCGAAUACAAAACUCCAGCUGCCUCAGGUGUAGAUAAUUCGAUCUGA
Molecule: messenger RNA, 1629 nt
Organism: Pocillopora meandrina
Lineage: Eukaryota; Metazoa; Cnidaria; Anthozoa; Scleractinia; Pocilloporidae
Source: the annotation of a GenBank genome assembly